Octodon degus (degu) is the source of this 1059-nucleotide messenger RNA. Its product is annotated as C-type lectin domain containing 9A. The coding region runs from base 30 to 761 and encodes 243 amino acids. NCBI's taxonomy places the organism in Eukaryota, Metazoa, Chordata, Mammalia, Rodentia, Octodontidae. Gene Ontology annotation, cellular component: cell surface; membrane. The record is from RefSeq and is a predicted model, not a curated record. The transcript has 6 exons. Gene Ontology annotation, biological process: receptor-mediated endocytosis.
GCUUCUUUAUCUACUAAAACAUCUCAGCUAUGCACGAGGAAGAGUUAUAUACGUCUCUUCAGUGGGACAACCCGACAUCAGAUUCUUCUCAGAAAUGUUUUCCUUCCACCAAAAUUUCAGGAACCUGGUGUGCUGUGAUGCUGAUUUUCUGCAUGGGCUUAUUAGCAACGUCUAUUUUCUUGGGAAUCAAGGUGUUCCAGGCAUCUGCUACCAUAAUGAAGCAGGAAGAAAAACUCAUCCAGCAAGACAGAGAGUUGUCAAACUUUACACAAUGGAAGAAAACUCCUGACCUUCAGAGGAAAUAUCAGCAAACCUCAAUGCCAAACUAUUGCAUUUCAGCCUCUAGCUACAACCCUUGUCCACACAACUGGAUUCAAAAUGGAGAAAGUUGUUACUUUGUUUUUGAAAGCUGGAAAAUUUGGCACUCUGCUAAAGAGGAUUGUUUGAAGAAACGCUCCAAUCUUCUACAAAUAGAUAGCAAAGAAGAAAUGAAUUUUAUCAGCAGCAGCUUACAGAAAGUCAAACCCAGCUCUGAUUACUGGGUGGGACUAUCUCAGGACCAAGCUACCGGAUGGUGGUUUUGGCAUGAUGACUCCUCUCCUCUUCCUGAACUGUUGCCAAAAAAGAAAGCUGAAUCGAUGAGCCCCCAAACCAUUAGCCAGCUCUGCGGAUACCUCACCCAUAAUUCCCUUUACGCUACUAGCUGCACCAGUUGGAAAUAUUUCAUUUGUGAGAAAAAAGCACUAAGAUCCUCGGUUUGAAGUCAGUUGUUCAAAGUAACAUCUCAUUCUUGUUGGUAUUUGGCUCAAGCCCUUGGAAAACCUGACACAAAAAGAAAAAGAAAAACAACCUAACAGCAAAUACAGAGAUACACUGAUAUUUGUGGAGCUAUGAAACCAACUUUUGGGGACUCAUAACAUGCUUUUGUAUCUAUACUUGGUAAUAUUUGUCAAUAUUUUCCCCCCUUUCAGUUACUAUUAUUCAAAUUGCCAAGAAUGACAUUGAUUUUAGAGUUACAAAAAAACAAAUUCUGAUACACUGAGAAUAAUGUAAAGAAAG